Molecule: messenger RNA, 1578 nt
Organism: Knipowitschia caucasica
Lineage: Eukaryota; Metazoa; Chordata; Actinopteri; Gobiiformes; Gobiidae
Source: the annotation of a GenBank genome assembly
AUGUCCCGUCACGUCAGUCAUGGAGACGGUGAAGCAGAAGAACCGCUGCUGGAUGAUGUGGAGACCAAUCUGGACUCUGAUGAUGGUGAUGUUAUUUUUGACAGAACAAUGAGAGUGGAGGAAGGUGGAAAGAAAAGAAUGAACUUUGAAGAAGCAGUGCAACAAGCAGGUUUUGGCCUGUUCCACUGGCUACUGCUGCUUGUGUGCGGUUGGGCCAAUGCCAGCGACGCAGUGGAGAUCCUGUGUGUGUCGUUUCUGCUGCCGACGGCUCGCUGCGACCUGCACCUCUCCUCCGCAGACAUGGGCGUCCUCACAGCCAGCAUCUUCCUGGGGAUGAUGGUGGGAGGCUAUGCCUGGGGCUACCUGGCGGACCAGAGGGGGCGCUGUCGAGUGCUGGUCGUGUCCCUCGCUGUGAACGGAGUGUUUGGAGCACUGUCCUCCAUGGCUCCAGGGUUCUGGCUGUUCCUUCUGCUACGGUUCAUCAGUGGCAUCGGUGUUGGCGGGUCCGUUCCUGUUAUUUUCUCAUAUUUCUCAGAGUUUAUGCCCCGCUUGAGACGAGGGGCUAUGAUCAGCGCUUUGGCCACGUUUUGGAUGGCUGGAAACAUACUGGCAGCAGGUCUGGCCUGGUUGGUGAUCCCUAGACGCUGGGCUCGUUUGGAGAGCUGGAGGGUGUUUGUGGUCCUCUGCUCUGUCCCCAGUCUCAGCUCAGCUCUCAUCUUCAAAGCCCUGAUGCCUGAAAGCCCUAAGUUUCUCAUGGAGGCCGGACAGGAGAAGGAGGCGGCUCGUGUGUUUCAACUUGUGGUCAGGGUGAAUACACGGGGAAAAGGAAAUGGCAAGGAGUUUGCUCUGUGUGUCUCAUCCAUACGUGACAGCAGCUCUAAAAUGUUACAGAAGGAGAAAUUUGGCAGUGUUUUCAAAAAGUUCCUGUCACCAGUCAGAGAGAUAUUUAAAAGCACAUUAGCAACACGGAGCACAGCAUUACUCAUCAUUUUCUACUGCAUCUCCUUUGGAUAUUACGGCCUGUGGAUGUGGUUCCCGGAGCUGUUCAAGCGGCUGGAGGACGGGGGCUCGCCUUGUACCAACGUGUCCAGAGUGUAUGCCAUCAACAACCAGAGCUGCUACCCUGUGAAGACUGCAGUUUACAUGGAGGGUUUCUUCAUCGCGGCAUCAAAUCUACCUGGAAACAUCUUCACUAUUCUGAUGAUGGACAACAUCGGAGGAAAGGCUCUUCUAUGCUGCAGUCUACUCCUGUCCAGUCUCAGUGUGUUCCUCAUUUACCUGGUGAAGACCAAAAGCCACAGUCUGCUCCUGUCCUGUGUCUUCAGCGGAGUCUCUGUCAUGGUCUGGAACGCUCUGGACGUGGUGGGCACUGAGCUCUACCCCACACACCUGCGCUCCUCAGCUCUGGGUUUUUUUACUGGAGUGGGUCGAGUGGCAGCAAUCAUGGGGAACAUGGUCUUUGGAGGUCUGGUGGACACGGACUGCGCCGUCCCCAUUCUUCUGGUGUCUGGACUCUUGCUGACCGGAGGCAUCGCAGCCCUAUGGCUGCCACAGACCAAACGCACUGAGCUCACAUGA